This is a messenger RNA of Penicillium manginii, 999 nucleotides long. Its product is annotated as WD40 repeat domain-containing protein. NCBI's taxonomy places the organism in Eukaryota, Fungi, Ascomycota, Eurotiomycetes, Eurotiales, Aspergillaceae. Gene Ontology annotation, molecular function: protein binding. The coding region runs from base 1 to 999 and encodes 332 amino acids. The record is from RefSeq and is a predicted model, not a curated record. The transcript has a single exon.
AUGCUAGCUUCUGCCUCAGAGGAUGGGACAGUUGUGAUCUGGAAUACUACCACAGGCGCGCUACUGAAAAGCCUCAAGGGUCAUUCAUGUUACGUUUCCUCUGUGGCUUUCUCCCCCAGCGGAGAAUUGCUGGCGACCGCAUCGGGUGAGACAGUUAGGCUCUGGGAUUCCAUCACGGGCGCGCUACAACAGACCAUUAGAGGCUAUUCGGGGUCGGUUUUCUCUGUGGCUUUCUCUCCAAACAGUCGCUUCCUGGCGUCUGGCUCGGGGGUGAAAGUCAGGCUGUGGGACACCGGCACGGGUGCACUGCAGCAGACUUUUGAGGGCCAUGCAAGUACAGUGUUGUCUGUGGCCUUCUCCCCUGACGGUCGAAUUCUGGCGUCCAGCUCGUAUGCCGAGGCUGUCAGGCUCUGGGAUACUUGCACUGGUUCGCUGCAACAGACUCCCAAGCGUCAUUCAGGCUGGGUUCAAUCAGUGGUUUUCUCGCCUGAUGGCAAGCUGCUGGCGUCUGGGUCACGUGAUAAGACAAUUGGGCUUUGGGAUACGGGCACGGGCACGCUGCAGCGGAUUCUCAAGGGCCAUUCAGGCUCCCUUUCUUUUAUGAAUUUUUCCCCUGACGGUCGAUUACUGGCUUCCGGCUCGGAUGAUGACACAAUUAGGCUCUGGGAUACCAGCACAGGCGUCCUGCUGCAGACUUCCACGGAUAAAACUAAAGGAAAAGUCGUUGACCUGGAAUUUUCUGAAUUUAGUAGAGUUUCGAGCUCCAACCCGAGAUCGGUUGAAAUAGAAUCCUGGUGUAAGAAUCAUCCUUCUGGUUCAUCUCAGGCGGAUUCGGACACGGACAUAUCUAUACUGGAGGGUCAGUGGGUAACCUUUCACGGUGAAAAGGUACUGUGGCUUCCUCCUGAAUAUCGACCCCUCUGCUCAGCGACUAAAAAUAAUGUUCUUGCAAUGGGGCACUCAUCGGGACGGGUUUCUUUUAUAGGGUUCUGUGUAUAA